Molecule: messenger RNA, 1676 nt
Organism: Brassica rapa (field mustard)
Lineage: Eukaryota; Viridiplantae; Streptophyta; Magnoliopsida; Brassicales; Brassicaceae
Product: probable protein S-acyltransferase 4
Biological process (GO): protein targeting to membrane; peptidyl-L-cysteine S-palmitoylation
Cellular component (GO): Golgi apparatus; endoplasmic reticulum
Molecular function (GO): protein-cysteine S-palmitoyltransferase activity
Source: RefSeq, a predicted model, not a curated record
AUGGCUUGGAAUGAGACCAAACUCAAGAGGCUCUAUCAAGUUUGGAGAGGAAGCAAUAAAUUUCUUUGUGGAGGGAGGUUAAUCUUUGGUCCAGAUGCAUCAUCUCUAUACCUAUCGACCAUCUUGAUCCUCGGCCCCUCGGUGAUGUUCUUUGUAAAAAUGUACUUGAAAAUGGCUGAUCCUCUCACCAAGAAUCGAAACCUCUGUGUUCCAGUUCUCUCUGUCGCUUGGAUACUCACCCUUUUGGACAUAUUUUUCCUCUUCAUGACAUCUGGUAGAGAUCCUGGGAUUGUGCCUAGAAGUCUAAGGCCUCCUGAAUCAGAUGAUGUACCUGAUUCAACUACUCCUUCCAUGGAAUGGGUUAGCGGUAGAACCCCAAACAUAAGGUUACCAAGGGUUAAAGAUGUAACUGUUAAUGGCCAUACCGUAAAAGUCAAGUUCUGUGAUACUUGUUUGCUUUACCGUCCACCUAGAGCUUCUCAUUGUUCCAUCUGCAACAACUGUGUACAGAGGUUCGACCAUCACUGCCCUUGGGUUGGCCAGUGCAUUGGAGUGCGAAACUACCGGUUCUUCUUCAUGUUCAUAUCAACAUCAACCACUCUGUGCAUAUAUGUGUUUGUGUUCUCUUGGUUGAACUUAUUUCAAAGACAUAUGGAUGAGAAGAUUAGCAUCUGGAAAGCAAUAUCUAAAGAUGUUCUGUCUGAUAUUCUCAUAGUUUACUGCUUCAUUACCGUUUGGUUUGUUGGUGGGCUCACUAUAUUUCAUUCCUACCUCAUCUGCACUAACCAGACUACUUAUGAGAACUUCCGUUACCGAUAUGAUAAGAAGGAGAAUCCAUACAACAAAGGAGUUUUGGGGAACAUAAGGGAAAUAUUUCUAUCUAAGAUUACUCCAUCCAUGAACAAGUUUAGAUCAUUUGUGAAGGAAGAAGAUUACAUGAUGGUUGAAACUCCUACAUCAAAUCUUGGUGAAAGUCUAGUGAGCUCAAAAGAGAAGAUUGAUAUUGAAAUGGGGGGAGGAGGAAGGAUUGUUGAUGAGGGUGGAAAAACUUACUCACUCCCUGAGAUUCUCAGGAAUCUAAACUAUGAAGACCUUGACGAUGACUGUGAGGAAGAUGACUUGAAGACCAAGGAUCAUCACCACCACCUCCACCAUCAUCAUCAGAAUGAAGAAAUCAUCCCUCCUUUUGACCCUUUCUUCACCAAUGACAAUGGUGUUAACAAGGAUGAGAAAAAUGGACAAGAAUCAAGAGGAUCUUCAAGUGAUAAUGGAGAUUCAGGGAAACAUGUUGGAGUCUCCACUGAUGAUGAAGAAAAAGCUGAAGGGUAUGAACAAAAAUGGAGUAUGGACAGUGUCAUGAACAUAAACGCAGGAUCUGAAGAUGGAGCAAGCUCUCCUCAAUCUACUUCCCCAAUGCUUCGUAAAUAGAGGGCUUGAAGCUCGAGAAGUGGAGAAUGUUCUUUGUCAUUCUUUUAACUGUGUUUCAUAUAAUCGUGGAGAAAAAAAAAAUCCAGAGAAAUAAGAAACAUUGUAGGUUUUGUGCGUUUGAGGUGUAUUAGUUUUUUUCUUUUUCAUUUUAGUUGUAUUUAUAUUCACAUAUUUUUGUUAUUAAAAUGAUUUGGACCACGAAUUGUAAUGUAUACGAUUGUACUUGAAAAUUAUUUUCUUUUUAUUUA